Macroventuria anomochaeta is the source of this 1512-nucleotide messenger RNA. RefSeq lists its product as uncharacterized. The transcript has a single exon. The record is from RefSeq and is a predicted model, not a curated record. The coding region runs from base 198 to 1406 and encodes 402 amino acids. Lineage: Eukaryota; Fungi; Ascomycota; Dothideomycetes; Pleosporales; Didymellaceae. Gene Ontology annotation, biological process: ubiquitin-dependent protein catabolic process. Gene Ontology annotation, cellular component: cytoplasm. Gene Ontology annotation, molecular function: ubiquitin protein ligase activity.
AGCUUUAUAUAACCAUAUGAACCCGUAAAUCCACGACACUCCACAAUGUCGACCACAGUUACUUCGGCGCUCCCCAGCGCUACCGCAAACAGCCCAGUCAAUACUUCAAACAAUGGAAGUAACACCGGCGGUGGUCCAACAAGCUCGCCGCUGCUGUUUUUUGUUGCUCUGGGGUUUGGCGUUGUCUUCACAAACCUAUGGUAAACACAGUGCCAGCGUCACAUGUGAAGAUUGGUCCGACUGACACUUCUCGCAGGAUUAUCGUCGGUGUGAAGUACUGUUUUAGGUACAACCGUCGCCGCGCGGCCGCUGCUGCUGGCGAGAAUGGAGAACCGAUCGAUAUGACAACCAUGCCGCGGCCGCACAGGAGAAGAAGGGAGAAGAAGCUGAUGACCAUGGACGAGGUCAACGAGCAGUUCCCAUUGAUGAAAUACAAGCAAUGGAAGUCGAGUCGAGAGACCAAAGGUCUGCCAGCGAACGGUGGCAUUGCAACAGCACCACAAAGCAGAGCCGCCAGCAUGAAGGACGUCGAGGGUGUCAUCCCCGCCAGGGAAGGUGCCGCAAGUCCUAGGCCUGGCACCGCACUGUCCAUGGCCCGUGACGACAUCCAAAACCCAGCAGCAUCGCCCAGAGCUAGCAUGUCACCAGCCGAGGCGAAGGAGACUGCCACAGCUUCGAUUAAGCCUGAGGAUGAGAAGUCACCGAUGUCAAGGACCGAGACCGUUGACACGACAGGGAAAGAUACAGACCCAGCACACAUUCGCCGUGAAGACGAUGACGAGUCUGAUGAUGAGGACGACCCUAUCCGCACCGCUACUGCCCCUGAGAUGUUGGCCGAGCCCGGGGAUACCUGCGCCAUCUGCUUGGAUACGCUCGAGGACGAUGACGAUGUACGAGGACUCACUUGCGGCCACGCUUUCCACGCUAGCUGCGUCGACCCAUGGCUGACAAGUCGUCGCGCCUGCUGUCCUCUUUGCAAGGCCGACUACUACGUCCCCAAGCCUCGUCCAGAAGGUGAGGCCGCUGAUCAGGCAGGUGCAGGUCGUCACCCAGGAAUGGGUAUGCGAUCGCCCUCAUCACCUCAGGCAAUAUGGACCAGUUCUCGCAAUAGUCUGUUCCGCUCUCGUGUGGUCAUCAUUGGCAACCCAGCGACUCAACAUGUCCAACGGGCUGACCGCUUCGGCCGUCUGAGCCGACCCAGUCGACAGACCCGUUCUGCAACUGGGGCUGCGACGCAGCAACCGGAGACUACCGAGAACUCGGGGUGGAUGUCAAGGCUCCGAGCGAACAGGACACAGGGACAGGGUCCUGCGUUCUCGAACUGGUUUGGUCGUAGUCGUAACGAGGCGCAACAAAACAGCACCACACAGCCCACACCCAGCCAGCUUGAAGCUGGUAACAGGUAGUCGUCAUAUGCCAGAUACGAAUUUAUAUUUUCUUCACGAAUUCCACGCUUCCCACGAUCAUUCUUUUAGCAAAAAAUCAUGCGACAGAUUUACACACAGGCGGUAC